Molecule: messenger RNA, 1805 nt
Organism: Xenopus laevis (African clawed frog)
Lineage: Eukaryota; Metazoa; Chordata; Amphibia; Anura; Pipidae
Gene: krt9.S
Product: keratin 9, gene 1 S homeolog
Exons: 8
Coding region: 50-1534 (494 amino acids)
Source: RefSeq, a predicted model, not a curated record
UUCAUUUGGUUCUCAGGAGGUUUCAUUCUCUUCUUUCCCAGCUUUCACCAUGAGCAUUAGACAAGGGUCAGCCACAGGCAAAAGGUCUUCUGUUUUUGAAUCUUCUGGUGUUUCUACAAGUGGAAAUAGCCGUGGUAGAGCAGGUGGCAUUUAUAGUGGUGGAGGUCAUGUUGUUCACUAUGCUGGAAGCUUAAGGAGUGGGUAUGGUGGACAUGGUGGGAACAGAGGUGUAGGCUUUGCUGGUGGAUCUGCUGGUGGAUCUGCUGGUGGGGUAUGCUUUGAUUCUGGUGCUGGAUUUGGGUACAGUGGUGAAUCUGGCUUUGGUGGAGGAUCUGGAUAUGGGAGUGGAUUUGGAUUUGGUUCUGGCUACAUUGCAGCUGGAGGUGGCCACAGAGUUGGCUUUGGGUUUGGAGAUGAUUCAGGACUGCUGUCACUUAACGAAAAAAUAACCAUGCAAAAUCUGAAUGAUCGUCUGGCCACAUACUUAAACAAGGUGAAAGCAUUAGAAGAGGCCAACACUGAUCUGGAGAAGAAGAUCCGUAACUGGUAUGACACUCAUGGUCCAAGUCCAGUCCAAGACAAAGACUACAGUCCUUACUACAAAACCAUUGAAGACCUUCAGAAAAAGAUCUUGGCAGCCACUAUGGAUAACGGGCGCGUUGUCCUGCAGAUCGAUAAUGCCAAAUUAGCAGCAGAUGACUUCAGAAUGAAGUAUGAGAAUGAGUUGAUUCUGCGCCAGACAGUUGAAUCGGAUAUUAAUGGCCUGAAGAGGCUUUUGGAUGAUCUGACUCUUAACCGAAGUGAUUUGGAAUCCCAGCUGGAGAACUUGAAAGAAGAAUUAGCUGCUCUAAAGAAAAACCAUGAGGAGGAGAUGAAGUCACUGAAAGUACAAGUUGUAGGUGACGUCACUGUAGACAUGAAAGCCACCCCGGGCAUUGAUUUGCAGAAAGUUUUGGGAGACCUCAGACAUGAUUAUGAGCAAAUUAUGCUCAAAAACCAGAAGGACAUUGAAAUUUGGUAUCAAGAGAAGACUGCAGAGCUGCGCAAAAAUGUGUCUAGCAGCUCUCAAGAUAUCCAUACAACGAACACUCAGGUUACUGAAUUAAGACGCACUUUCCAAAACCUUGAAAUUGACCUACAGGCUCACCUCAGUACGAAAGCCGCCCUAGAAGCCUCUCUGGCCGAAACAGAAGGACGCUACUGUAUUCAGCUAUCUCAGAUGCAGGAAUUAAUCCAGAAUGUGGAGGCAGAGCUGGCUAAUCUUCGUUGCGAGAUGGAGAACCAGAGCCAUGAAUACAAUAUUCUCCUGGACAUCAAGACUCGCCUAGAGCAGGAGAUUAACACUUACCGGAGCCUUCUGGAUGGCCAAGGAACACAAUACCCCAAAAGUUCCUAUGACACAACUUUCUCCUCUGGUUCCCAAUCAGAUAAACAAGGGGGUUCCUCUUAUUAUGUCAGAACGCGGGUUGAGGACGGCGAUGGUAAAGUGAUCUCCUCCCGUGACCAAUAUCAUCACUCUGGAUACAAACAAUGAAUGGGAUGACCGGUCCCUUCUUUCUCUUGUGUUUCGGGCAAAAUCUUGUUGUUCCACUGAAGCCUGACUUUCUCUUCCUCUUCUUUAUUUUAAUCUACAGUAACUCUGGGCACAUAUAUAUAUAUAUUGAAUCUUUAAUCAGUGUGAUUACAAAACAUAUCAAUCUCUUAAGCCAUUUUCUGUUGGUCACACAUCUGUAUCUUCUGUCCCAGUGACAGUGAACAUUUCUGGAACAUCUUUAAUAAAGCAAUGCUAUAUUAUUUCCAUGCAA